Molecule: messenger RNA, 766 nt
Organism: Clonostachys rhizophaga
Lineage: Eukaryota; Fungi; Ascomycota; Sordariomycetes; Hypocreales; Bionectriaceae
Source: the annotation of a GenBank genome assembly
AUGAAGCUCCGACUCUUGACCGCGAGGGACUCCAGCUCCAACGUUGCCCCUACGGUAGACAUCGUGAUGCCAAACUCUGAGAAUAAUAAUAUCGUCACACGCAGUGUCGCCGAUGAAAAGCCAGCUAUGAACCAAGAGACCACCGUCGCAAAAUCAGAAGCCAACAAUGAGCCAACGGCUACCGAGGCAGAGCAGACUAAACCUGCGACAAUAGAACAGCCCGUGGUUACGGAAGAACCCAAGACGUCAAAACAACCCGCCGCAACGACAGAACAACCCAUUACCACCGCAGCCCCUUCACAGACUACCAACCAACAAUCCAUCAUUUCUGUUCCCACAACCCAGCUGUACACCACUCAAAGCAUCGUGGCAGUGAUACCAACCUACAUCUACACUGAUCCCGAGGCCCCAUGCUUCCUAAUGUCCGGCCAUGCAACUAGGUACACUACUCCUGACUGGUACACCGCGCUUCCCAUCUCCGUGCAAGACUCUUACUCUGCCGACGCAGCCUCGGCGACUGACUUUUGUACCACAACGCCUAAACCUAUUCCCCAAGCACCCAAGGGCCUGCCAUCCUGGCUCGUCGGAGCCGCGGUAGGCGGUGCCGCUGGCGGAACCCUGCUGAUCUCUGUCAUCGUCCUAUUGAUCAAGCAUCGAUGCCAAAGUCGUGGCGACAAGCGCAAUGGCCUAUCAGGCGAGGGUAUAGGAUUGAUGCCCGUAGGAGAGAGAGGAGACAGCCAGAAUCACGCUUCAAAGCCGGAUGUAG